Messenger RNA from Sitodiplosis mosellana (orange wheat blossom midge), 615 nucleotides. Its product is annotated as protein D3-like. The record is from RefSeq and is a predicted model, not a curated record. The transcript is spliced from 4 exons. The coding region runs from base 1 to 615 and encodes 204 amino acids. Lineage: Eukaryota; Metazoa; Arthropoda; Insecta; Diptera; Cecidomyiidae.
AUGAAAACGGUUUUUAUAUUAAUUGCAAUAGCUGCAAUUUGCAGCUCAUAUACGCCAGUCGACGUGAAAGAGGCAUUUUUGGAUAACAAAAUCGUUCCGGACGUGUUGGAAAACGCUCCAAAAAAGAUAAUCAAUGUUUCCUAUCCGAACGGAGUUAUCGUGAAACUUGGCGAAGAACUAACACCAACACAAGUGAAAAAGGCACCAUGGGUCACUUGGGAAGCUGAAGAAGAUGCGUUUUAUACAUUAAUGAUGGUGGAUCCAGAUGCUCCCAGUAGAGAAGAUCCAAAUUUGCGACAGGUUCGCCAUUGGCUGGUCAUGAAUAUUCCCGAGUCUUUUGUUGAAAGUGGAGACGAAAUUAUCGAGUAUCUAGGCUCAGGUGCUAAAGAAGGCACUGGCUUGCAUCGUUAUAUAUUCUUAGUUUAUAAGCAACGUGACGGGAUCAUAGAGCAUAAUGAGGCACGUUCAACAAACAGGAUGCGUGCUAACCGAUUGGUCACUUCAGCAUCGGAAUUUGCAGAAAGAUACAACUUGGGUGAACCAGAAUUUGGAAACUUUUUCCAAGCUCAAUAUGACGAGUCCGUAGAUCGUUUACAUGCACGAUUUAUUGAUUAG